Messenger RNA from Scylla paramamosain (green mud crab), 1850 nucleotides. It is a transcript of the gene IntS14, whose product is annotated as integrator complex subunit 14-like. The record is from RefSeq and is a predicted model, not a curated record. Gene Ontology annotation, cellular component: integrator complex. The transcript is spliced from 13 exons. Bases 92 to 1633 code for a protein of 513 amino acids. Gene Ontology annotation, biological process: snRNA 3'-end processing. NCBI's taxonomy places the organism in Eukaryota, Metazoa, Arthropoda, Malacostraca, Decapoda, Portunidae.
AUGUUCCGUAGGUAAAUAGUUCUGUGGGUUUGUGUUGGCAGGCUGGCCGGCGUGUCUUUCAAAUCCACAGUCCUUUAGGAAACUUUUGACCAUGCCGACAGUGCUUUUGGUGGACGUGUCGCUGUCGAUGAGCCGCGGGGAGGAGGAGGAUGAGGAGAAGGAAGGCGGCGGGGAAGGACAGUUACUGCGAAGGGACUUGGCGGCGCUCGGGUGCAGUAUAGUGCUGGACCACUUCAUGCAGCACUGCAGGCUGGAGUUUGUUUCACUAAUUGUUUUCUCAUCAACAUACAAAGUAUUGAUGCCCUUCACCCGGGACUUCGAGGCGAUCAAGAAUGCUCUCAGCCUAGCUGACGAGUGUGACCGAACCAACCUGGAGGUGGGGCUGGUAGGGGCUGCUCAGCACAUUUUGGAAGAGUGGGGCAACGGAACACCUUGCCAGAUUGUAUUGGUAACAGAUGGCAAUGCAGGCACUGGGCAACACCACCUUCAGAAGACUUUGAUGGCCUCACACUCCCGUGGGGGCUCCCAGUUCCCUCUCCCAUUCCCUUUCCCUGCCAAACUCAGCAUCAUCUGCAUAGCUAACCCUGAUGAACCUUGCCUACAGACCUCCCGGCCCAUCUACCAGCGUCUGGUGGAGCUCAAUGGAGAGGGAGACAUCAUGAUCCCUGAGGGCAAGCUCACCAGAAAGUCAGUGACGGAGAUGUUUGAGCAGCUCGUCAAGAACAACUUCUCAUCCUACUCAGGUGUUCUUCACUGUGGCAAUCUCUCAGCACCCAUCACUCUCUCCCCACCUCCUCAGCCAUACUGCCGACACCAUGACUUUGAGGCAGUUCGAGUCAGUGUGGACCCAGCCAUACAUGUCCUGGGCUUCCUCAACACUGGUGAUGUGUCCUCUCCACCUGCAUUCUCCAGGCAUUUGGUGCUGCCUCUCUCAGCCAAAGGUGACCUGGUGAUGCUGCCCAAGAGUGAGCCAGGCAGUGAUGAUGAGGGUGGUGGUGGUGGCAGUGAUGAGGGCAAGAUUCCUUCCUUUUGUGUCUUGCUUCAUGGAGGACUUAAGCGUGAAAACAUGGUGGCCUUGUGUCAGGUGGGGGAGAAGUGGUAUGGCAUCCUCUAUUCCUGGGCAGACAACAAGAAGAAAUCCAACUUGAUGCUCUCACUUUUUGUGCCUGGAUUUGAUGUCAUACCAUGGAUGGGCAAACUUUCAAACCUUGGGCCAGCAAAUCUACUGCCUGUCAAUCCUUAUGGCCCUUCAGACUCCUCUUCACCCUUUCCCCUCAAGGUUCAAGAGAAGAAGAGUUAUGCCCUCAACUCGGUGGUGUGGGUGCGGCAGGGUGGGCUGCAGUCAGACAUCCAGAAGAUAUUAAGACAUGCCCGCAAGUUGCCAGAUAAGACCCAAAGCUUUUACAAGGAGUUGAAUCGAGUGCGCCGUGCUGCCCUUUCUUAUGGGUUUGGGGAGUUGCUGGAGGGUCUGGCCAGUGUGCUGGAGAGGGAGUGCACCCUUCUGCCCUCCUCUGCUCACCCCGAGGCAGCCAUACAACUCCAGCAUGCCUAUGAAGCACUCCGUAAUCAUGACAAGAAAGAUGCACGCCAGAAUAUAAUGCCACUGAAGACAACUUACUCAGGGAAUGACUGAAGCUUUCAGCAAGACGGUGGCCAGGAGACUGCGGUCGCCAAGGACAUCCUCAGCUUCAUUUGCAUUCAAGAGCAGCAAAAUCUGCAGACCACCAAUGGCUUCAGGACUGGCACUAGUCUAUUCUACAGACCACCAUAGGAAGCUCUGGUUUCAACCACAUUAAUAAUAAGGAACUUUUAUAUCUAACUAUUUUUGAAUAAAAAGAAUGAUCAAAUAC